Thermothelomyces thermophilus ATCC 42464 is the source of this 2089-nucleotide messenger RNA. Its product is annotated as pyruvate decarboxylase-like protein. Gene Ontology annotation, molecular function: thiamine pyrophosphate binding; magnesium ion binding; carboxy-lyase activity. The record is from RefSeq and is a predicted model, not a curated record. Lineage: Eukaryota; Fungi; Ascomycota; Sordariomycetes; Sordariales; Chaetomiaceae. Bases 88 to 1812 code for a protein of 574 amino acids. The transcript is spliced from 3 exons.
UGACCAUCUAUUUUCCGAUUGACGUCCCUCACGGAUUCUCUUUCGUUGCUGACCUCCUUGUGACCACAAACAUCGCCAACAACAGACAUGACAGACAUCAGAGAGCAGGGCCUUAAGAAACCCGUCAACGUCGCCGAGUAUCUGUUCAGGAGACUCCACGAAAUCGGCAUCCGCUCCGUUCAUGGCCUCCCAGGUGACUUCAACCUGGUUGCAUUGGACUACAUUCCCAAAGCUGGCCUCAAAUGGGUGGGCAGCGUGAAUGAGCUGAAUGCAGCAUACGCUGCCGACGGGUAUGCCCGCACAAAGGGCAUCUCAGCUAUUUUUACUACCUUUGGAGUGGGAGAGUUAUCUGCAAUCAACGGUAUCGCCGGCGCCUUCUCCGAACACGUUCCCGUAGUACACAUUGUUGGCUGCCCGUCGACGAUUUCACAACGGAAUGGCAUGCUGCUUCACCACACGCUUGGCAAUGGAGACUUUAACGUUUUCGCCAACAUGAGCUCUCAGAUCUCUUGCGAUGUGGCUCGUCUCAAUAAACGGGCCGAGAUAGCCGACCAGAUCGACCAUGCCCUGCGCGAGUGCUGGAUCCGCAGUCGGCCCGUAUACAUCAUGCUUCCGACAGACAUGGUCGAGAGGAAGGUUGAGGGCGCCCGUCUGGACACGCCCAUUGACCUCACAGAACCCGCCAACCAGUCAGAGCGGGAGGACUAUGUCGUUGACGUCGUCCUGAGGUAUCUCCACGCGGCUAAGCAACCUGUAAUUUUGGUCGAUGCCUGCGCCAUUCGCCAUAGGGUGCUCAAGGAGGUUCAUGACUUGGUGGAGAAAACCCAGCUGCCGGUAUUCGUUACCCCAAUGGGCAAGGGCGCCAUCAACGAGGACCAUCCCAACUAUGGCGGAGUAUAUGCGGGAACUGGUUCGCAGCCCGCGGUGGCUGAGCGUGUUGAGACAGCGGACCUGGUGCUUUCGAUCGGCGCCCUCAAGAGCGACUUCAACACGGCAGGCUUUUCGUACCGGACGUCCCAACUCAACACGAUCGACUUCCACUCGGACCAUUGCACGGUGCGGUAUUCCGAGUACCCCGGCGUGGCCAUGCGCGGCGUGCUCCGCAAGGUGGUGGAACGGGUUGAUCUUAGCAAACUGUCUAGGCCUCCAUCGCCCGAGGUGGUCAACGAGGUGACUAAGAACAGGGAUAGUUCCCAAACCAUCACACAGGCGUUCUUCUGGCCACGCAUUGGGGAAUAUCUGAAGGAGAACGACAUCGUGGUGACAGAAACGGGCACGUCCAACUUCGGCAUUUGGGAAACCAAGUACCCACGGGGUGUGACUGGGAUCACACAAAUUCUUUGGGGCAGCAUUGGUUGGUCGGUGGGCGCCGCCCAAGGUGCCGCGCUAGCUGCAAAGGACAUGGGCGUCGACCGCCGAACCAUCUUGUUUGUCGGCGACGGCUCGUUCCAGCUCACGGCCCAAGAGGUGUCAACCAUGAUCCGACAUGAUUUGAGGAUCACCAUAUUCCUGAUUUUCAACGGCGGCUUCACCAUCGAGCGCUUUAUCCAUGGCAUGGAGGCCGAGUACAAUGAUAUCACCCGUUGGAACUACAUUGACGUGCCAACAGCAUUCGGCGGUUCGGAAAAACAGGUUCGCAAGUUUGUCGUCAAGACCAAGGAUGAGCUCGAGGAGCUAUUGACGGACACAGACUUCAAUGAGGCUAGAGGGUUACAGUUUGUUGAGCUGUGGAUGCGAAAGGAUGACGCACCGCGGGCCCUGAAGAUCACUGCUGAGAUUGCCGCUAGAAACAACGCAAGUAUGAGUGAGUAAGAUGGUGGCUUGGUGGCUGAAGGAGGAGAAAUGGCGGAGCGGACAGUCCGGUGUCGGCUGCGGUGAUGAGAAAUCUCUUUCUUAAUUGAGCCAUAGUGAAAUAAGGGACUGAGCUGCCUUGCUGUGUUUGGCCAUUCUCAACUUCAGUGACACAUUUCCCUCCCUCCCUACCACCUUGUCUCGUUUUCUCUUGGGAUUGCUAUGUAUUUUCUGAACAAAGGGGCGCAGGAAAAGGAGGUGGUAACACGUGACUCGUUCUCGGAGUCCAUCUGCAGCG